CAUCAUGUCACUGCUGCACAAGAAACGCUGACUGUGAUCAUGGUUGCAACAUCAGGCGCGAUUGAUUGAUGUGGGUGAGAGGAGAGCGGGUGAUGAUGCCCAAUCAUUUCUUUGAGCUCAAGCGCACCACAAGCAUUAUGAUGGCACUGAGGUUGAGGCUGCUGCUGCGGCCGGUUCGAGCACAGCUCACGGCCGCAACGCCAACGACGGCACUGCGUGUUCGCCAAAGGCACCACUACCUGCGAGGAGGUCUCGCGGUUGGAGGGCGAAGGAGCCUGUCAUCUUCUGGCAAGCAGGACCCAUACAGCAUCCUUGGCGUGUCAAGCGAAGACCACCUGGACGUGAUCAAGUCUACCUACCUCGACCUGGCUCGGGUGCACCACCCGGAUGUGCGCGGCGGCGGGGACGCUGAGCUGUUCAAGGAGCUGGCCAGCGCCAUGCGGGAGAUCCUCGUGUACCGGCUGCAGCUCGACACGAAGGAGAUGGCGGCCGAGGGCCAGGAGGGCAAAGAGCGCAAGCUGUACCGCACGUUUGACCCUGGCUUUGUGUUUGAGUUUGUGCGCGAGUCUGUGGAUGCGGCUAAGCUGCGGCAGGAGGUGCAGCAGGCGACUCGAGGCAUGGGCAAGGCCGGUCCAGACAUGGGUGAUUGGUUCUUCAUGGCGGAACUGGUCGGUGCCGACGACGGGCAACAGAACAAGACGCAGCAGCCAGGCGACGGCGCCACCUCUCAUCACCGCCAUCAUCUCAACCAACCCACCCCGUCCAUUGAGGCUUCACCGUCCUCCAACAAGAAGAGCAACUGAUAUUGUGCAUGAGCGUGUGUGUGUGUGUGUGUGUGUGUGUGUGU
Salpingoeca rosetta is the source of this 847-nucleotide messenger RNA. RefSeq lists its product as uncharacterized. The record is from RefSeq and is a predicted model, not a curated record. Bases 69 to 803 code for a protein of 244 amino acids. NCBI's taxonomy places the organism in Eukaryota, Choanoflagellata, Craspedida, Salpingoecidae. The transcript has a single exon.